Messenger RNA from Neoarius graeffei (lesser salmon catfish), 3876 nucleotides. RefSeq names its product minichromosome maintenance 8 homologous recombination repair factor (gene mcm8). Gene Ontology annotation, cellular component: nucleus; MCM complex. The transcript has 19 exons. NCBI's taxonomy places the organism in Eukaryota, Metazoa, Chordata, Actinopteri, Siluriformes, Ariidae. The coding region runs from base 96 to 2792 and encodes 898 amino acids. Gene Ontology annotation, biological process: double-strand break repair via homologous recombination; DNA replication. The record is from RefSeq and is a predicted model, not a curated record. Gene Ontology annotation, molecular function: ATP binding; single-stranded DNA binding; ATP hydrolysis activity.
GCGUCAUUCAUCAGAAUGUAAACACCACACACAGCUCGGGUGGAAACUUUGAAAGAUUGUAAUUACAGGCUGUUCAUCAACACACUGGAGGAAAGAUGAAUGUUGGAGCAGGGAGAGGUGAAGGAGGUUCCUGGAGAGGAGGUAGAGGAGGAGGAGGAGGUUCCUGGAGAGGAGGUAGUGGAGGAGGUUCCUGGAGAGGAGGAGGAGGAGGUGGUUCCUGGAGAGGAGGUAAUGGAGGAGGUGCCUGGAGAGGAGGUAAUGGAGGAGGUGCCUGGAGAGGAGGUGGUGGAGGAGGUUCCUGGAGAGGUAACAAAAGCGCAGAGUCUGGUGGAGGUGGAGGAAGAUAUAAUGGAGGAAAAAACAGAGGCUGGAGAGGUCGUACUUGGGGAAGAGGAGGGGGAAGUUAUUCACCCAACAACACACAACGUGGUGCACAGAGUUCUUCACCAGUUCCUCGUGCAACCCAAGCAACACUUGACAUAACAUGCCCUUACAAAGGAUGGAGGCUGUACUUUACAGAAGGUUUUAUUGAAUCUUCACCUUUUGUUGAGAAGAUAAAGACAUUUGAAAAAUUCUUCACUUCACAAAUAGAUCUUUAUGACAAGGAUGAAAUUGAAAGAAAAGGCAGUAUCUUGGUGGACUACAAAGACUUGCUUGUGAACAAACAGAUCUCCAUAGCAUUACCUGAUCUUGCUCGUGAGCUGAAAGACAUGCCUGAAAAGAUACUUGACUGCUUGGGCCUCGCCAUUCAUCAGGUGCUGACAAAGGAUCUGGAAAAGCAUGCUGAUGAGCUACAAGCCCAGGAAGGGCUUCCUGCAGGCGCAACCCCCAUUAUUAACAUACCACACAUAAAUGCAAGGAUUUAUAACUAUGAGCCUCUCACCCCUUUGAAGAUGCUCAGAGCCAAUUUAUAUGGCAAGUUUGUGGCUAUUCGAGGGACUGUGGUGAGAGUGAGCAACAUCAAACCUCUUUGCAGCAAGAUGGCGUUCGUCUGUAACAUGUGUGGAGACACUCAGAGUCUGGCUCUGACUGAUGGGAAGUACAUUGUUCCCACUAAGUGUCUACAACGAGAAUGUCGUGGCCGAACUUUUACCCCAAUCAGAAGUUCACCACUAACGCAGACAGUCGACUGGCAGACUAUAAAGGUUCAGGAGCUGAUAUCAGAUGACCAGCGUGAAUCAGGACGUAUUCCUCGGACCAUCGAGUGUGAACUCACUCAGGAUUUGGUGGACAGCUGUGUACCAGGAGACAUGGUCACCAUCACAGGAGUUAUUAAAGUCUCGAAUGAGGAAGGGUUUGGAAGAAAUAAAAAGGACAAGUGCAUGUUCCUUUUAUACAUAGAAGCAAACUCUCUCAGUAACUCAAAAGGGCAAAAAAACAAGUCUGCGUCUGAACCUGAAGGCCAGGAGACAUCGGUAGAGUUUUCGCUCAAGGAUCUGUACGCCAUCCAGGAGAUUCAGGCACAAGAGGACCUCUUUAAGUUAAUUGUCAAUUCUCUUUGUCCAGCCAUCUUUGGACAUCUGCUUGUUAAGGCAGGAUUAGCCCUGGCUUUAUUUGGAGGCUGUCAUAAAUAUGUGGACGAUAAGAAUCGAAUCCCUAUAAGAGGAGACCCACACAUGCUUGUUGUAGGAGAUCCUGGACUUGGCAAAAGUCAAAUGUUACAGGCAGUAUGUAACGUCGCCCCACGUGGUAUCUAUGUUUGCGGAAACACCACCACCACCUCAGGCCUGACCGUCUCUCUGUCGAGGGACAGUGGCUCUGGUGACUAUGCGCUGGAAGCUGGAGCUUUAGUGUUAGGAGAUCAAGGUAUCUGCUGUAUUGAUGAAUUUGAUAAGAUGGGGAAUCAGCACCAAGCCUUGUUGGAAGCUAUGGAGCAGCAGAGCAUAAGUUUGGCCAAAGCUGGAAUUGUCUGUACUCUUCCAGCUCGCACCUCCAUCAUUGCAGCAGCUAACCCAGCAGGAGGACAUUACAAUAGGGCUAAGACAGUAUCUGAAAACCUGAAAAUGGGCAGUGCUCUGCUAUCCAGAUUUGAUCUGGUAUUUAUUCUUCUGGACACUCCCAACGAGGACCAUGACCACAUGCUGUCAGAACACGUCAUGGCUAUGCGUGCAGGGAGGAAAGGCAUGAUUAGUGGUUUGACAGCCACCAGGGGCUGCACACUGGAGUCCAACAUAUCCAUUCUGGAAAUUCCCUCAGACAAGCCUCUAUCAGACAGACUGAAGGUUCUUCCUGGAGAGACAUUUGACCCAAUUCCAUACCAGCUGCUGCGGAAGUAUGUAGGCUACGCCCGGCAUUAUGUGCACCCCAGUCUCUCAGUCGAAGCUGCUCAGGUCCUACAGGACUUCUACCUGGAACUGCGCAAGCAGAACCAGUCAGCUGACAGCACCCCAAUCACAACUCGCCAGCUCGAGUCCCUCAUCCGGCUCACCGAGGCAAGGGCACGUCUUGAGCUUCGAGAAAAAGCGACUCAAAGUGAUGCAGAGGACGUAGUAGAGAUCAUGAAACACAGUCUGACGGAUACCUACUCGGACGAAUUUGGCCGGCUGGAUUUUGACCGAUCUCAGCUCGGGUCUGGGAUGAGCAACAGAUCGAAAGUCAAGAAGUUUGUUGCUGCUUUGAACCAAAUCUCUGAGCGCACCCACAAAACCUUGUUUGAAUUUCAGGACCUGCGACAGCUGGCGAAAGACCUCCAAGUUCAGGUCGUUGAUUUUGAAGGCUUUAUCAGCGCACUCAACGAGCAAGGCUACCUGCUAAAAAAAGGACACAGAACGUACCAGCUGCAAACCAUAUGAAUGAAACCGUCUUUCAAUACUUUUGAUACUGUUUUUAUCCAUUCUUGUUCUCUGUAGGUAUCUUGUUUUACUACGUAUGUUUACAGAUACAUAUUUAUAAAAAUGUUUUAAUCUAUUUGAGAACUCAUUGUAUAGUAUAUUCUGACAUAUAUAAAUUAUUUAUGGAUAUACACUCAGUGGCUCCUUUAUCAAGUACACCCAACACUCUGACCAUUUUAUUAGAUACAUGUACUAUACAGGUACAGUUUGCAGGUCCAGGAUUACUGAUUGCAGCCACUCUGUUUUUGUGCAGUUCGUCAGCCCUAUCUGUUAUGUCCAGGGAAAACAGAUAGAAGUCACUACAGCAGUGACGCAUGGUUUUGUGUAUGUUGCUGGUAUGAGUGGAUCAGGUGCAGCAAUGCUGGUGGGAUUUUUGACCGCUUUGUCACUGCUCGGUUGAGAAUAGUCUAACUAAUAAAUAAAUAUUCAUCCACCAGUGGAGCAGUAGUUAUUAACACACUCUGAUUGAAAGGAUUAACUGUACACCAACCCAGUCGUAGUGUCUAAUAAAGUUGCUAGUAAGUAUAGUGUUUAAAACUGCUGCAAUGCUUCUACGUCUGACCUGCUUUACCAGUCUCAUGUACAGUACAUCACCAUGUCCGUGUCAAUACUGUACCAAAUAUAGUCCCCUUCCCAAAUAAUAUCUGGUCAGUAUGGUCCCUUUCAAUUGGUAGACAGGUAGAAAGGGUCUGACAAAUUGAUCUUAGCAAGAGCUAGGCAACAGCUCAGGUUUAUAAUCCUGAUAUUGGAGUAUCCCCUGUCCUGCAUAUAGUGCUUUUCCCUGCUUUAACUUCCAUUUCAAUUCAGGACGGGCUGCUAAAUAGCUGAUAAGGUGUGUUAGUGUAGGAAAUGCACUAAAAUGUCUAAGACAGGGGGAACUCCAGGACCAGGGCUGGAAACCUGUGGGUUACAAUCAGCAAUUUUAAAGUUUACAAUGUGGUCAAUGUGGUAGGUGUAGCUUUAAAAAUGGACCAACAUUAUUUUGUUCCAAUAUUCCAUGUUACUGCAAAAUAAAUAAAGAAAGAAAAUUGUCAUGGAUACUGCC